AUGACGUCACCUCCCUCACAUGCGCAGCAGGGGGCGCCUCUCCGCUUCAGAGCCACGAGCAGCACAGGAGCCCUGCAGGAGCCCCUGAUGCUGCUCGAAUUUCCCUUCAGUCAAACACGAGCCUGUGACACCAUGGCUUUGGUUAUGGAGCCUAUAAGUAAAUGGACGCCAAAGCAAGUCCUGGACUGGAUGAAAGGUCUGGAUGACUGUCUUCAGCAGUACGUGAAGAGCUUCGAGAGGGAGCAGAUGGGCGGAGAACAGCUGCUGCACAUCACACACCAGGAGCUGGAGGAGCUGGGGGUCACCAGGAUCGGACACCAAGAGCUCAUCCUGGAAGCGGUGGACCUGCUCUGCGCCCUGAACUAUGGCCUUGAAACAGAGAACCUCCGCACCCUGUCACACAAACUCAAUGCCUCGGCCAAAAACCUACAGAACUUCAUCCUCGGGCGGCGGAGGGGCGGCCACUACGACGGGAGGGCAUCCAGGCGGUUACCCAACGACUUUCUCACCUCUGUGGUGGACCUCAUCGGGGCGGCCAAAAACCUGCUGGCAUGGCUCGACAGGUCUCCUUUUGCCAGUGUCACCGAGUACUCAUUACUGAAGAACAACAUUGUGCAGCUUUGUCUAGAAUUAACCACUAUUGUACAACAGGAUUGCACUGUGUACGAAACCGAGAACAAAAUCCUACAUGUGUGUAAAACCUUAGCGGGCAUCUGCGACCACAUCAUCUCUCUGUCCUCCGACUCCCUGGUGUCUCAGUCGGCCCAUCUGGAGGUGGUCCAUCUCACCAGCAUCUUACCCAACGAAGGCCUGGGCAUGUACAUCAAAUCCACGUACGAUGGUCUGCACGUCAUCACCGGCACCACGGAGAAUUCUCCGGCCGAUCAGUGCAAGAAGAUCCACGCAGGGGACGAGGUGAUCCAGGUCAAUCAUCAGACGGUGGUGGGCUGGCAGCUGAAGAACCUGGUGAACGCCCUCAGAGAAGACCCAUGUGGCGUCAUCCUCACUCUCAAGAAACGGCCCCAAAACACGCUGAGCUCCACCCCAGCGCUGCUCCGGAACGUGCGCUGGAAACCCCUCGGCCUGCAGCCCAUGCCCACCAGCCCCACCAGCACCUCUCCCACCCCCGUCGGGACAUUGGGGAUGUCCAAAAUGGAUGGCCCGAACAUGCAGGACGUGUACAUCCUGUCCCCAGUGUCUGGACUGUACGGCACCAGAGACGAGAUGGGCCUCAUGUCCUGUGACGACAUCAGCCGCUACAGCUCCCAACCGCCCUCCAAAGGCUCCGAGGCGGUCAGCUACUACCUGGACCAGGAGAGUGGACAGUACUUUUCUCUGCUGGAGGGAGAAGGACCCCUGGGACCUGAUUAUGACCGAGGGCGAAAUACAGGCGUCCGCAGAAGAGACAAGACUCCUACUCACGGUGAUCACAGACCCGUUUCCAUGCCUCCCGAAUAUAACUGGAUGAACGAGCCCAAGGAACCAAGCAUGGGCAAGAGAGGGAGCAGAGACUCAGACAACUCGUUGCUCCGAUACCUGAGCGAUGACAAAAUCCUGGUGAUCGAGGAGGAGCCCGAAGGCCCGGGGCGAGAGAGCAGGAGAGACUCCACCAGACGCUCCCGACGCAAGAGCCGGAAUCCCAGCAGCCCCAGCUUCCCCCUCAGCCCCUCCCUGCUGUCCUCCACCCUGCGCCUGGACCAGCCCCUGGACGCACUAUCGCGAGGGGUGGACACACUGCGAGCAGACACCACGGACAGCAGGUACUCUGGAUCCAGCAGCUCAGGAGCCGCCUCAAUGAGAAAGUCAUUUCAUUACACAUCCCUACGGACGAAAACCAAAAAGAAAAAAGGCUCCCUGACCAGUGCCAGUCGGAGGAGGAUCUCGUGUAAGGACCUGGGCCACGGAGACUGUGAGGGAUGGCUUUGGAAGAAGAAAGACGCCAAAGGAUAUUUCACACAGAAGUGGAGAAAGUACUGGUUCAUCCUAAAAGAGUCCUGUCUCUACUGGUACACCAAUCAAAACGACGAGAAAGCUGAGGGCUUCAUCAGUCUCCCCGAGUUCAGAAUAGACCGCGCCAUCGAGUGUCGGCGGAAAUUCGCCUUCAAAGCCUGCCAUCCCAAAAUCAAGAGCUUCUUCUUCGCCACAGACUGUCUGGAGGAAAUGAACAGAUGGAUGAACAGACUGGGGCUGGCUGCUAUUGGCUACACACCAGACGACCCUGUGCCACGUCCAGAUGAAGAUUAUUGGAGUGAAAGUGACCAGGACGACGUGGACGGCUCCAUGACCCUGAAACAAGAGGGCCCCUCCUCCAUGUGCGACACCUACCACCGCACUCCGUCGGCCAACUACCUCCAUACGUAUGACCACUUACCCCGCUCCGUCAGCUCCAUGAGUCUGCUCCGCUCCACGCCAUCCCCCCGCCCCAUCCCGCUAUCGAUGAGCGCAUCCACGUCCCCUAUCCCCCCACAGAUGGUUUGUUCCACGUCCCCUCUCCCCCUGCAGGUCAACUCCUCCAGCCCGUUCCCGGAGCCCAAGCACGGACGCCACUUCUCCAGCGAGUCCACGCACUCCCACUCUUCGGCGGAGGACCAGAGGGGAGACGGCAUGGGCAUGGGCACGGGCAGCACCAGCACCCACUCGUCGGGGUGUCGCUCCACGCACCGGGAGAGGAGAUCGUGGCAAGACUUAAUCGAGACGCCUCUGACCAGCGCCGGGCUUCACUUCCUCCAAACGGCGCCCGGCGACACGGACUACGGGCACAUGGGGACGAUGACAGCCGACAUGGGGAUUUACGGAGGGUUGGGCAGGCAGGGGAUGUCUCCGGAGAGGCGCAGGCAAGCCACCCUGCCCGUCCGCAGGCACCACGCGGCCGAACGGGACAGGGAGCGGGACGGGCCCUUCCCUUUGGAGAGGGGUCCCCACAGCCACAGUCACACGCACAGACGCUCGUCCCAUAAGCAGAGGAGCCAAAGUCUGCCCCGAAACAGAGACCCUAUGCCUGGCAAGCUUCUCCACACCAGCGCGGCGCAUGUGGAGGAGAGGAGCGAGGACGAGGAGGGAGACAGUCAGGCCGAUAUGCUGGAGGCCGAAGAGGACCUGCGCGAGCUGCGAGUGGAGAGCAGGGAGAGGAGAGUGUCGGAGGCUCGCGAGCGGAGGGUCUCGGAUGGCCGGGACCCCCUGGAGAGCCUGGAUGGUCUGGAGCAGCUCUACAGGUCUUUGGAGCAGGCCAACGUCACGGCUUUAGGAGACCCCCGCCCCAGCAGCAGGCAGGACCUGAGGCGCUGCUUCACCCACCGAGCCAGAGACCCUCUCCUCAACGACAGACUCCACCGUGUGAGAGCCCUGCGGAGCACGCUCAAGGCCAAAGAGUCGGAGUUGGCGGUGAUCUGUGCGCUGCUGGAGGAGCCGGCGUUGUGCUCCCAGACCUUCAGAGAGUGGAAACAGUGGCACAGCGACCUCUUCUCUGAGAUCUGUCAACUCAGCCCUGGAUCCAACGGACAGGACGAGCUCUCGCCACUGGGGGCGCCACUCAUGACCCACACACACUCCUUCAUCGAGACGCACGUUUAA
Molecule: messenger RNA, 3570 nt
Organism: Knipowitschia caucasica
Lineage: Eukaryota; Metazoa; Chordata; Actinopteri; Gobiiformes; Gobiidae
Source: the annotation of a GenBank genome assembly